AACCCAAUCAAUGACGUCACGCCGCGCAUGAUCAAUUUAGACGAAAAGCCGCUCUACGCAGGGGGAAGGGACAGGGCUAUCAUUGCCCCUGGGAGAAACAAAGUAGCGGAUAUUUCAUGCAUAAUUUUGACAUCGUGAUACUCUAAAUUCGUUGUACACAAUGGCAGGGAAGUUAAAUAAAGACGAAAUGGAAGAUAGCAUGGAUUUUGAAGAGGAGGCCGGCGAAGUUGAUGACUCAACCAUCUCUUCUCCCACCCCAUCUCCCCGCCCUGCUAUAACAGCAGAGGUUAGAGGGACCAGAAUGGGCGUGUCUUAUGAAAGUUUUGGGGAUGAAGCUACCACAGAGAAGAAAGGCAAGAAACGGAAGAAGAAGGAUAGUGAAGAGAAGAAGAAGAAAAAGAAGAGCAAAAAACCGAAGAGAUAUGAAGAUGAUGAGGACUAUGGCUCAGGGGUGGCAGAUGAUGAUGAAGAGGAGUAUGUUCCAACCAAGAAAAAGAGGCAGAAGGAUAGGACAGGAGGAAGUACUCCUAAGGAAAAGAAGAGUCCCUCUGAUCUUAUAGCUGAAGAACUUGGUAUAAACAAUGUAGAUAUACCCUUUGAAGAUGAGGACUAUAUUACCCUUAACAAUUAUAAACUUUUCAAACAACAUGUGCAACCAAUUAUACAAAAAGCAAAUCCUAAAGUUGCAAUGGCUAAAAUGGUGACAUUAAUUGGGGCCAAGUGGAGAGAGUUUGCACAGGUAGUCGCUCAGCACAACAAAGAAAAAGAAUCGGGAAGUCCGCCGGAGAAGGAGAAAGCUGAGACAUCUCGAGACGGAAUAACUUCUGACAGGGAGGAGGAGGCAACAGACACAGAGAAUAGAGAAAAUGAUGAAGACACAGAGCCCCACAGUGAUCCUGUACCAGAGGAAACCAGUAAAAAGAAGAAGAAAAAGUCCAAGAAAACUGUGCCAGCCAUCAAGAUCAAAAUCGGAAAGAAAAAGAGGGGAAGAAAGAAGGCCAAUUCAGAUGAUGAUGGUGUGGGAUAUGAUACGAGCGAUGAAGAAUUUGAACGUCAGCUGGAAGAGGCGUCAAUUCUGGAGGAGGAAGAGAAAGCUGCAGCUGAGGCGGCACCCAAGAAGAAAUCCAAGACAAAGAAAGGAAGAGGGCGUGGAAAGAAGAAGACCAAACUCACCAACAAGUAUCCUACUGAUCCUGAUGCUGAUGGAUAUGAGACUGAACAUCAGGAUUACUGUGAAGUUUGUCAGCAGGGAGGGGAGAUAAUCCUCUGUGACACAUGUCCUAGAGCUUAUCACUUGGUUUGCUUUGAUCCAGAGCUGGAGGAACCUCCAGAAGGGAAAUGGAGCUGUCCACACUGUGAGGGUGAAGGAAUUAAGGAACAAGAGGAGGACGACCACAUGGAGUUUUGUCGGGUGUGUAAGGAUGGCGGAGAGCUCCUGUGUUGUGACACCUGUCCGUCAGCCUAUCACGUCCACUGUCUUAAUCCACCAAUGAAAAUGAUUCCAGACGGAGAGUGGCAUUGUCCGAGGUGUUCAUGUGAGCCUCUAAAAGGCAGGGUAGCAAAAAUAUUGACAUGGCGUUGGACUGAGCCCAUACAGGAGGAAGGAAAGAUGGAGGAAUUAGACCACACCCACCCACAUCUGCCUGCCUCUACUAAAAAGUUAAUGGUAAAAAAUGGGGGUAAAUAUGAGCCCAUGGAUUUGCAAAGAUUAAUUGAGUUGAGCAAUAAGAAUCGUAAACCUUUGCGGGAGUUCUUUGUCAAAUGGCAUGACCUGUCUUACUGGCACUGCAGCUGGAUUUCAGAAUUACAGCUGGAUGUGUACCACCCAGCCAUGUACCGAGCGUAUAUACGAAAAAAUGACAUGGAUGAACCACCUCCACUGGAGGAUGGUAGUAGUUAUGGUGGAAAGGACUACAAGAAACAAAAAAAGAGUAAAGAUGGCAAGAUACCAGUGGAAAGAGAGGAGGACGAUGAAAACAAUCUGGAAGAGAAGUUCUACAAGUAUGGAGUACGACCGGAGUGGUUAGAGAUCCACAGGAUCAUCAAUCACAGGAAUGGUAAAAAUGAGACCUGGUACUUGGUGAAAUGGUGUGACUUGCCGUACGACCAGUCCACGUGGGAGAAGGAGACGUCAGAUCUUCCAGAGAUGACUAAGCACAUCAGUCGCUACGAGGCCCUUAGAGCUCUGAUGAUGGGAGAUAAGAAGAAGAAAGGAAAAGGAGGAAAGAGAAGUAAAGAUGACAUUCAGGUCAAGAUGCCACCAUCUUACCCCACCACAGAUUUGAGGAAAAAGUGGGAUAAACAGCCUGAGUACAUUGAUGCCACUGGAGGGACUCUUCACCCCUACCAGUUAGAAGGGGUCAACUGGCUGAGGUAUUCCUGGGCUAACGGCACUGACACCAUCCUAGCUGAUGAAAUGGGACUUGGAAAAACUAUUCAAACUAUCACAUUCUUACAGUCACUGUAUCAAGAGGGACAUUCUAAGGGACCAUUUCUUGUAAGUGCUCCACUAUCUACAAUCAUUAACUGGGAGAGAGAGUUUGAGUUCUGGGCUCCGGACCUGUAUGUGGUGACCUACAUUGGGGACAAAGACUGUCGCUCUGUCAUCAGAGAGCAUGAGUUCUCCUUUGAAGAGAAUGCAAUACGAUCAGGAGCUAAGGCUAGUAGGAUGAAAUCGGACUGCCAGGUGAAAUUCCAUGUGUUACUGACAUCUUACGAGCUGAUCAGUAUAGACAAUGCCUGUCUAGGAUCUGUUGACUGGGCAGUAUUAGUUGUAGAUGAGGCUCACAGACUUAAAAACAAUCAGUCUAAGUUUUUCCGUAUUCUGUCAAAUUACAAAAUUGGGUAUAAAUUACUACUCACUGGAACACCUUUACAAAACAACUUAGAGGAAUUGUUCCAUCUCCUGAAUUUCCUAAGCCCUGAUAAGUUCAAUGACAUGACAAACUUUUUGGAUGAGUUUGCUGAUAUUGCUAAGGAAGACCAGGUGAAGAAGUUACAUGACAUGCUGGGACCUCACCUGCUGAGGCGACUCAAGGCAGACGUACUCAAGGGAAUGCCAUCUAAGAGCGAGUUCAUUGUCCGAGUGGAGCUCAGUCCAAUGCAGAAGAAGUACUAUAAAUACAUUCUGACGAGGAAUUUUGAUGCUUUGAAUGCGAAAGGAGGUAAUAGUGUGUCAUUGCUCAACAUCAUGAUGGACCUGAAGAAGUGCUGCAAUCAUCCAUACCUGUUUCCCACUGCCUCAAAUGAUGCCCCAAAACUGCCUAAUGGAAUGUAUGAAGGAACUGCCUUGACCAAGGCCUGUGGUAAAUUGGAGCUACUGUCUAACAUGAUGAAGAAGUUAAAGGAGAAGGGCCACAGGGUGCUCAUCUUCUCACAGAUGACCAAAAUGUUGGACAUUUUAGAAGAUUUUUUGGAGUAUGAGGGCUAUAAGUAUGAGAGGAUUGACGGUGGAAUCACAGGAAGUCAGAGACAGGAUGCUAUAGACAGAUUCAAUGCUCCUGAUGCCCCUCAGUUUGCAUUCUUGCUGUCAACAAGAGCGGGAGGUCUAGGAAUUAACCUGGCUACAGCUGACACUGUCAUCAUCUAUGACUCAGACUGGAAUCCUCACAAUGACAUCCAGGCCUUUAGUAGGGCUCACAGGAUUGGCCAGGCCAACAAAGUCAUGAUUUAUCGUUUUGUGACUCGUAACUCUGUGGAAGAGAGAAUUACCCAGGUUGCCAAGAAAAAGAUGAUGUUAACUCACUUGGUUGUGCGUCCAGGACUAGGAAACAAAGGUGGAGCAAUGUCGAAGCAGGAACUGGACGAUAUCUUGAAGUUUGGUACAGAAGAACUGUUCAAAGAUGACGCAGAAGGAAAAGAGGAAGAAGAGGCCAGAAUUGUUUAUGAUGAUGAGGCUCUGGAGAAACUACUGGACAGGACUCAAGCUGGACAGGAGGAGAGAGAGAUGGCCAUGAAUGACUACUUCAGCUCCUUCAAGGUCGCAACCUACGCAUUUAAGGAGGAAGAGGAGGAGGAGCCAGAGACAGAAGUUCUGAAACAGGAGGCGGAGCAUGCAGACCCCGCCUACUGGGAGAAACUUCUGAGACAUCACUAUGAGCAGCAGCAGGAAGACCUGGCUCGAACUCUUGGAAAGGGCAAGCGUAUCCGUAAACAAGUCAACUACAAUGACGGAAUGACAGGCCAUGGGGAUGAUGACACAUGGAAAAAUAACUUCUCUGAUAUUGACUCAGACUUCAGUGCAGCAACAGACAAUGAUGAAGAUGAUGAUGAGUAUGAAGAUUCAGAAAAGAACAAGAGAAGCAGGAGAAGUGGGAUGGAGAAGGAUCGCCCCUUGCCACCACUUCUGGCUCGUGUUAACGGACAAAUUGAGGUGCUGGGAUUCAAUGCCAGACAGAGAAAGGCUUUCUUGAAUGCUGUGAUGAGAUAUGGCAUGCCCCCACAGGAUGCAUUCAAUUCUCAAUGGCUUGUGAGAGAUUUAAGGAACAAAUCUGAGAAGGUGUUUAAGGCCUACGUUUCCCUGUUCAUGAGACAUUUGUGUGAACCAGGGGCAGAUAAUGCUGAGGCUUUCGCUGAUGGAGUUCCAAGAGAAGGGUUGUCUAGGCAACAUGUCCUGACUAGGAUAGGCAUCAUGUCACUUGUCAGGAAGAAGGUCCAAGAGUUUGAACAGAUAAAUGGACUUCACAGCAUGCCCUACAUUCAAGCUACAAAAGCUCUCGAGAUGAUGAAGAAGGAAGCAAACAGCAAGUCCCCAGCUCCCAGAUCUCCAGCACCAGGAAGUAAAGAGGAAUCAUCUGAAACAAAGAAAUCAGAGGAUGGAAAGGACAAAACAGAGGACAAGAAAGAGGAAGAGGUCAAAAAAGAAGGGGAGGAAGAGAAAAUGGAUGUCAAAGAGGAAGUGAAGGAAGGGGAAGAGGAAUCCAAGAAAGAGGAAGUUAAAGAGGAAGGCAAGUCUGAAGAAAAAUCUGAAGAAAAAGAAGAAAAGAAGGAAGAAAAGACUGAUAAGAAAGAAGAGGAAAUGGAAACAGAUGAGAAGAAGGAGGAAGACAAAGAAGUGAAAGAUGAAGCCAUGGAAACAGAUGAGAAAAAGGAUUCUGAAAAGGAGGCUGAAAAAGAAAAGGAAGAAAAAUCGGAGGGGGAAAAAGACAAACAGGAUGAAAAGAAGGAGGGCUCAGACACCAAAGAUGGAGAAGAAUCCAAGGAAAUUAAAGAGGAAGGAGAGGUCAAGAAAGAGGAAGAGGACAAAACAGAGGUCAAAGAAGGAGAGAAAAAGACCUCAAAUGAGGAAGUAAAAACUGAGAAGAAAGAUGAAAAGAAGGAGAAGGAAGAGGAGAAGAAGAAAGAAGAAGGAAAUCAGAAAUUUAUGUUCAACAUUGCUGAUGGAGGAUUUACUGAGCUGCACACACUUUGGACCAAUGAACAGCGAGCUCUUCAGCUUGGGAAGGAACAUGAGGUCUGGCAUCGUCGCCACGACUACUGGCUCCUUGCAGGAAUUGUCACACAUGGCUAUGGUAGAUGGCAGGACAUUCAGAAUGAUCAUAGGUUCCAGAUUAUCAAUGAACCUUUCCUAAGUGAACAAGGAAAGGGCAAUUUUCUGGAGAUCAAGAACAAAUUUCUAGCAAGGAGGUUCAAGCUUCUAGAGCAGGCUUUGGUAAUUGAGGAACAGCUGAGAAGAGCAGCUUAUCUUAACCUGACCCAGGAUCCCAACCACCCAGCAAUGGCUCUCAAUGCCAGGUUUGCUGAGUUGGAGUGUUUGGCAGAAAGUCAUCAACAUCUAUCUAAAGAAUCUCUAGCAGGCAACAAACCUGCCAAUGCUGUUCUCCAUAAGGUUUUGAACCAGUUGGAGGAACUAUUGAGUGACAUGAAACAAGAUGUCAGCCGUCUGCCAGCCACCCUGGCUAGGAUUCCCUCUGUCAGUCAGCGACUAGCAAUGUCAGAACGUAGCAUCCUUAGCCGAUUGGUCAAUCCAGGACAGGCUGCUGCCCAAUCCUCCACACCCACUACCACGGCAACUGCCUCCUCCUCCCACGCCUCACCCUCCACCUCAGCGGCAUUCCUCGCCCAGUCAGGUCUACCAGCCGGCUACACCGCAGCUAACUUUCCAGCAGGCUUCAGGCCACAGUUUGGCCUUCCUCAGUCUCCAUUUGGACAAGGACCUUUGGGUUUUCCUCUGAUUCCCAACAUGCCAAGUCAGCAUGAUAUUAGUACAACAAUAUCUGCCAUCUUGAGUCAGAGUGGCCAGCUGCUGGGACAAGCUGGAGCAGUGAAAUCCUCAGCCACCCCUAGUCCCUCCCAUAGGUCACCGGCCUCCACCCCAGGGCCGCCCACUUACGAUCAGGCAACAGCACCGUUUUUGCCAUCUCCGGCUGAUCCUUUUACAUGGCAAGUCAGUGCUGAUUCUGCAGCCAAGUCAGCUAUGGAAUCUUUACUGGGUCAAAGCCUUGCCCAGACAAAGAUGUCCAAGUGAUGAUGGAAAGAAGGAAGGACAAGUAAAUGGCAGUAAAUCUGAGAAAGCAUCAGAAAAAGGAGUUAUCACCCUUGGAGAUUGAACAUGGCAUUCAUCUUGGACAAAAGGAGAGUGAAUGAGAGACAAUAUGUGAGAAAGCAGUCAGUGUUCAACACCGAGGAGAUAACUUAACUUUAUUUUGCUUUUAUGGAAAAAGACAUUCCUUCUGCAUAAUUUUACAAACAUUUGUCAAGUGUCAUUGUCAUUUAUCAAAUUGUAUUCAAAAGAAAAAGUAUUGUUGCAACAAUAUCAUAAUUAUUCAUCACUACUGAAGCAUUCAUUCAUAGUGCUUUUAAAAUAUUUCCUGCCUAUUGCCUAAGCAUUGAGAGGCAUGUUUAUUUGGGUAUUUAUGGUAUGUGAACAUUAUAGUCCCAUAUUGCUGUUCUGUUGUGAUUUGUAACCAGCAGUCAUUCAAUGGUGCUCCCCUUGUAAAAGCUCAUCGAUAACACAAAUCCUCAUUUGUAACAAUAUUAAGUGUUCCUCUGUUAGAUGUGACUUUAAUUGUGAUUAAAAACAUUGAUGCGAAUUAUCUAGUUACUAAUAGGAACUUGGUAAUGAAUUUUCAACAUUGAUUCCGAGAUGUUUUAAUUUUUGGGGGAUUAUUGUGUUUCAAAUAGUAGGUGUAGUUAACUGUUAUAUAAAUUCUGUUUGCAUUUACAAUGAAAUAUUUGUGCUCAAAUGUUUUAAUUGUAUGGAUGGGUUUUCAUCCUUGUGCAGAAAUAAAUGAUACUAGAAGUU
This is a messenger RNA of Saccostrea echinata, 7243 nucleotides long. RefSeq names its product chromodomain-helicase-DNA-binding protein Mi-2 homolog. Bases 161 to 6466 code for a protein of 2101 amino acids. Gene Ontology annotation, cellular component: chromatin; nucleus. The record is from RefSeq and is a predicted model, not a curated record. Gene Ontology annotation, molecular function: DNA binding; ATP binding; chromatin binding. Lineage: Eukaryota; Metazoa; Mollusca; Bivalvia; Ostreida; Ostreidae. Gene Ontology annotation, biological process: negative regulation of transcription by RNA polymerase II; chromatin remodeling. The transcript is spliced from 44 exons.